AUGCGUGAUUCCUCAAAAAAGAAGAGACUGAGUACCGCACAUGGUCCCCCAGUUGAGAAACGUCAACGCACGUCAAGUAACACCUACGAGUCGCUUUACGAAAUUGACGGUGAGAGCUCAUCAGAUUCAGAGCACAUUUUUAAUUACGAUAAAGAUACUAGUCCCGAAGAUAAAAAUGUAAUCAAUUUGAUAGACAGUGAUGAAGAUGAUAAAGAAGAAAAAGGAGGAGAAGAAGAAAAAGAAGAAGAAGAAGAUGAUGAUGAAAAUGGUAACAGUUCAGGUGAGAAUCAAAUUGAAAUCGAUGGUGAUAAAGUUGAAGAUAAGGAAAUAUCACCUUCAGAUCAAGAAAAAUUAAUAGAAUCAACCUCAACUUCUUCAACAACUUCAUCAACCUCAUCAACAAAUCUGCCAGAAGCCAAUGAUCUUGCAAAGAAUGACGACUUUAUUGAAUUCGGAUUUCUGUCCUCAGAUGAAGAUGAAGACGAAGACAGAGAUGAUGGAAAUGGAGGUAUAAACUCAGUAGCAGAAGAAAUAGAUGACACCUCGAGACCAGAGGACCUACAUACUAAUUCGCAAUAUCCUUGGGUGAAAAACCACGAUCAUUCGCGCCAGAAAGAGAUUGCAGAUUGGCUUACAAUGGAGAUGAAGGAUUUUGUGAAUUACAUAUCGCCGUCGAGUGAAGAAAUCGUGAUUAGGAAUAAAGUGGUAAACACUCUCAAGACACAGAUUGCACUCUUUUGGCCCGGAACAGAAGCACAUGUUUUUGGAUCGAGUGCGACUGAUUUAUACUUGCCAGGCUCUGAUAUUGAUAUGGUUGUUCUUUCUGAUACAGGAGACUACGAGAACCGUUCAAGGUUGUACCAACUUUCCUCUUUCUUGAAGGCCAAGAAACUAGCCACCAACGUUGAAGUGAUUGCAAGUGCCAAGGUCCCGAUCAUCAAAUUUGUAGAUCCAGAUUCCAACAUUCACGUGGAUAUAUCGUUUGAAAGAAAAAAUGGUCUCGAUGCUGCUAGGCGAAUACGAAAAUGGUUAGCCUCGACCCCAGGUCUAAGGGAGUUAGUAUUGGUGGUAAAACAAUUCUUACGGUCAAGAAAACUCAAUAAUGUUCAUGUUGGAGGUCUAGGGGGAUACGCCACCAUUAUCAUAUGUUUUCAUUUUUUACGGCUGCAUCCAAAACUCUCGACUGAAUCUAUGAGCUCACUAGAUAAUUUGGGAGUAUUAUUGAUUGAGUUUUUUGAGCUUUACGGAAGAAACUUUUCGUAUGAUAAUUUGAUAAUCUCUUUAGACCCUAAAACCGAGGAGCCCAGAUACUUACCCAAGGGAAGAUAUUCAGUCUUGAAUACUGCGCGAAAUACAUUUGCUAUUGUUGUACAGGACCCAGCAGAUCCAAACAAUAACAUCACAAGAUCAUCUUACAAUUUGCGGGAUUUGAAGAAAGCUUUUGGAGGGGCUUACCAACUUCUUGUUGCCAAAUGUUACGAAUUACACGCAGCAUCUUAUAGAGCACGUUUGGGCCAACUGAUCCUUGGAGACAUCAUUAAAUACAAAGGGAAAGAGCGACACUUUAGAGACGAGAGACAUAUGGUUGUUAACGAAGCAUUGAUUAGCCACGAGGAAGAAACAACAAGCCUCGAUGGGAAAAAAAUUGUUACAAAAAGUAACGACGAAUUUUAUUUCUCUGACAUGACGGAUAGUGACGAAACUGAGGAAUAUAAACCACAACUUUUAAAAGUCAAAUCACAUAAAACAAUCAGCCCUACACCCGUGACAAAUAAGGCAAAAGAUACGAAAAAACUCGUCGAAUCUUUCCUUGGGCUUGAGAAAUCUGAAGAUGAAAAUGAUGCAAACAACGAUGAUCUGGAGUAUGACCCAGAAAAGCUGCUUCCACCAAAACCAAAAAGCAAUCUCGAUAAGGAUGUUAAGAGAGACUAUUGGAGACAGAAAGGAUUGGAAUUGUAA
Molecule: messenger RNA, 1959 nt
Organism: Lodderomyces elongisporus
Lineage: Eukaryota; Fungi; Ascomycota; Pichiomycetes; Serinales; Debaryomycetaceae
Gene: TRF5
Product: non-canonical poly(A) polymerase
Exons: 1
Coding region: 1-1959 (652 amino acids)
Biological process (GO): RNA 3'-end processing
Cellular component (GO): TRAMP complex; nucleolus
Molecular function (GO): poly(A) RNA polymerase activity; mRNA binding
Source: RefSeq, a predicted model, not a curated record